Aspergillus nomiae NRRL 13137 is the source of this 5832-nucleotide messenger RNA. Its product is annotated as putative ankyrin repeat domain protein. NCBI's taxonomy places the organism in Eukaryota, Fungi, Ascomycota, Eurotiomycetes, Eurotiales, Aspergillaceae. The transcript is spliced from 4 exons. Gene Ontology annotation, molecular function: protein binding. The record is from RefSeq and is a predicted model, not a curated record. Bases 1 to 5832 code for a protein of 1943 amino acids.
AUGGACAGCGAUGAUUUUGUGCUCGUGGAAAAACAGGUGACCAGCCAUGAUACUGAACAGAUACAAACCUGGCUGUCCCCAACAGAGUUUGAGAUGGAGGGCAGUGAAUAUCAGAAACACCUGAGUGCCCAUGCCUCCGGGACCGGGGACUGGCUGUUCCAUACAGAUCAGUACCGGACUUGGCACGAUGCAAACAUCAACACCUUAUGGCUUCAAGGCAUACCCGGCAGCGGCAAGUCUGUUAUGGCUGCAAGGUUGAUUCGUACCUUCAAAGAAGAAGGUAUACCGGUAUUGUUUUUCUUCGCUCGCCGAAUCAUCAAAACAAACAGCGAACCUCGGCAGCUUGUUCAAGAUUGCCUGUAUCAACUUUCAGGUCAUAGUGUUCUGCUUCAGGCAAGGCUAAAGGUGCUUUUGGCUCUAUACCCUACUGUCGAUAGCGUUCCAUUCCAUGAGCUCUGGAGCCUCUUCUUAUUCGGGGUUGACACCCUUCCCAAGGUAUAUAUAUUGUUGGAUGCAUUAGAUGAGCUUGCGAUCGAGAAUGAUGGCUUUCUUCAAUCGUUACAAAAGCUUGGGCAACAGAGCCCGGAAUCAACCAAGUUGAUAAUAACCAGUCGUCCGGAAGCCCAUCUUCAGACAACGCUUAAAGGUUUCUUCCAGAAUCGUAUCCGUCUUACAGGGGCAAUGGUGGAGCAGGAUAUUGCCACGUACAUAGCUCACCGUCUAGUUAACCAGCAAAAUAAUCCUGCUGUGGCAGAAAGUCAGUCAAUUGUCCAGGAAAGGCUCAGCCGAAAAGCACAAGGCUUGUUUCUCUAUGCCCGUCUCAUGCUCGAUCAGAUUCUUCUGCAAUCUGAGCUGCCAGUGGAGAACCAUUUACAGCACCUCCCUAGCUCACUGGAAGAGAUGUAUGUCAGCAUAUUGCAUGAACACUCUUUGCGCUCUGGUGCUAGCCAACACUUUCAAUGCUGGCUACUCUCGUGGGUCACACACGCUUGCCGUCCACUUCGGGUCACGGAAUUAGCAGCUUUGGUCAAUACUUCCUCUGAUCGCAGCGGGCUAAGUAGCUCGCAGGAUGCAAAAGUCAUGAUACGUAGAUCAUGUGGCCCACUUUUAGAGAUCUUAGAUAACGAAACUGUGCAAGUCAUUCACCACUCAUUUACCGAGUUCCUCUUAGACAGCAAUCGCAAUACUACGAUAACUCCCACUGAAACUAGCAACCGGUUUCCCGUCUUAACACCCACCUCAACCCAUCGCUCUCUCACUCUCUUGUGUGUUGAUUAUCUCUUAUCUGGCUGUUUCAAACCUUGGUCAUUGUCUGAGCGUCCGACCAAGCCAGCAGACCAUGAGCCAGACCGCAAACAGCUAAUGGUCCAUUUCCCAUUCCUACAGUACGCAUCGCAGAACCUACUCUAUCAUGCAGCCAAGUGUGAUGCCAGCGACCCAGAGUUCAUAUUACAAUUAGAUACUCUCUUUCAAAAUGAUAAGCACAGUUUCGAGAGCUGGAAGGACUUCAUAUUUGCAAAAAAGAACCAGACAGUCCCCGAUAACUUUCAUCCACUUCAUCUCGCCGCUCAGGCUGGGCUAUCGGCAUAUACCCAACAUCUCCUAAAGGCACAUGGGACCCGGAUGUUGCUGAUUCUUUUAAUCGGACAGCAGUCACUUAUGCUUGUCGUACAACGUUUACUUGAGGCUGGUGCAGACCCCAUGUCUCCGAAGUCCUGCGAAGACCAUGGCUACUGGAGGUGGAGUCCGUCUACAUUAGGGAAGACACCGAUACAUUAUGCGUGUGAGCUGGGCCACACAGCUUGUGUCUUGGAACUGCUACGGAACCUGGAUCUCCCUUCGAUGAGCUCAAUCCUUCCACAUUGGGCGUCUGCUACAGGUCAAUCGAAAACUCUCGAAGCCCUUCUUAGGUACCCCGCAGUUCUGGAAAACUUGAACAAGAGGGACAGCUAUGGCAACACAGCUUUAUUCCUAGCUGCACGUCGCGGUGACCCGGAGACAGUUCGUGUUCUGCUUCAUUAUGGUGCCGAUGUAAAUGCGAGAUCGGCCAGAUUGAGCAAUUCCGAGGCGCCAUCUGACAUAGAAAUCGCAAAGAGCGGAAGAGGACAGACUCCAAUCCAUGGUUGGACAGCCGCCGGAUAUAGAAGUUGGAGUGAAGGGGACGUUUGCAGCAUCAAGGAGUGGAAGAGAACAGGCGUUUUGCUGAUCGAAGCAGGUUGCGAUCUUGAAGCAAAAAAUGAGGCCGGUCAGACUGCACUGUUUGCCUGGACUAAGCAGUAUAUGUGUGCUCCCCGUGGAUCAGAUAGAACAGAGCGAUUCGUGGAGCUUCUCCUCCAACAUGGUGCCAAUCCCUGUGCGACUGACAACAAGGGAGAUACACCCCUGCACAACCUAUCAAUAGAUAACACGAACUCUAGGGUUCUCAAAUUGUUUGUGAAAGCUGGAGCCAAUAUCAACCAUGGUCGACAGGGAGAUUUUGUAACGCCUCUUAUCUCUGCCGCGAUGAAUCGAAUCGUUGAUGUUACGCCGUUCAUCGAAAAUGGGGCGGACCCAAACCUGCAGGCCUCGGAUGGCAAUACGGCUCUGCAUCACAUUUGCGCGUCAUGGAUGCUCAAGUACUCCCACGUACAGAACUGGCUGGAAUUCGCAGAUCCCACGGUCAAGAAUAAAGCCGGAGAGACCUGUUUGUAUAAGCUAGCCUUUGGAAACGACGGCCAUGAAAGAGUAAAGGCCAUCUCAUUAUUCACAGAGAAAGGACUAGAUCUUGAGUCUCGAGACCGAAGGGGAAGGACAGCCCUACUUGCUGCGUGCGCAAAUGCGGAGCCGCACUUCAUCAUUGGAUUACUUGAGAAUGGUGCUAAUGCAAAAGCAUUAGACUUUCAGCACAAGUCGUGCCUCCACUUAGUUGCACAAGUUCAACUAACGCUGCACGGGAAUGGAGAGGAAGACUUGAACUCAACAAUGAAAGUUAUGAAAUUACUCAUACAAAAAGGGGUUGACAUUAACGGCGUCGACUUGGAUGGAAACACUCCAUUUCAUGACGCGGUCGUAUCAGGGGACCAUUUCCUUCCCCUCCAAGCUAAACUCGAGGUAAUUCUUGGACUUGGCGGGCUGGCCAACACAACAGACUAUCGAGGGCAAACAGUUCUACACAAAGUUGCCAAUCUUAGUAACCCGAGCACCUGUGACCGGAUAGACUUCCUCUUGCAACCAAGUCUCGGCUUGGAUAUGAAUUCACGAGAUAAUGAAGGUCUUGCGCCUAUUCAUUGUGCUUCUUCGAAAUCGGAAAUCAUCACAUGGCGACUUAUACAGGCAGGGGCAGAUAUGCAGGCCCAGUCAAAUGACGGUCGAACUCCGCUACACUUCGCGGCCGCCGCGGCGCAAAGCAAUGUCGUGGGCAUGCUAUGCAAACUAUAUACGGAAAGCUCCUGGUCAUUGGACCAAAAGGAUAAUCGUGGUUGCACUCCUCUGCACUACGCAGCUAGUUCAGGGAACUCUGAAUGUGUCUAUCACCUGUUGCAGGUUGGAGCAAAUCUCAACAUCGCAGACUACCACGGGAGGACCCCGCUGCACAUGGUUGCAGAGCAUAAAGUCGAUGUGGCAACACUAAGAAAACAGCGUAAAUAUCGCGGAGGAGAGUUGUGGGGAAGAACUAUGGAUGGGUCCAACACAUUGGGACCUUUUAUACACCCGAUGUUGCGGGACCAGCUACAUGAUGCCCAUUGGCAUCUAGGCUUCGCUAUCGAGCGUGAAGACGAAGCAUACAUGAUGCAGGAUAUUGUCCGGUUACUCCUGUCUGCAGGCGCAGACGUCAAUCUGCGAGAUAGCUCUGGUCAAACUGCUGGCGAUAUCGCUCUACAUCUAGGUCACGAGGAUGUAUGGAAUUUGCUCUCAAUUCGCACACAGCAGUGUGAACUAACAGCCUUAAUGGGUCAGGUAUGCUCGUCGAAAAGCAUGCGCGCUGAGGACAUCGUUCAAGCUCUUAGUCUGGAAAAGGCAGACGCCUAUAGCCUUCUUCAAGCUGCUAUAUUCUUGAGAAACGAGGCUUUACUAGAUGCUCUACUAGGUGCUGGAGUAGACCUGAUGACCAAAGGCCCUGAAGGGCUGACCCCAGUACACUAUGUUGCGCACUGGGGUCUUUUAUCCAUGAUGAAGACUAUGGCACCGUAUGUUAAGGAUAUUAAUGAUUUCUCUCCCCCGCUGCUUCACGUUGCAGCGGGUCGAAAGUUGUCCAACUUGCAGAUGAUGACUAUGUUGAUAGAAUUGGGCAUCGAUGUCAAUGCUUCAUAUCAAGAGCCAUUCGACGUGGACUCCGACGAAUUCACUGAAGAAUCAACUCCAGAAUACACGGCUACACAUAUGCUCGCAGCGGGCAGGCAGUGGUGGAAUAUCUCAGCACUCGAGAUUCUCUGCAACGCAGGAGCAGACCUUGAAAUCACAGACUCGGAUGGAAACACCGUCCUACAAUGUGCGCUUUCCGGCAAAAGCCACGGUCAACGUAAACAUGGCUUCUGGAGGGAUGAGACUCUGGAGGUGGUGCUAAGGCACGGCGCGAAUAUCAACAAACUAUCUCCCAAUAAGGACUCUACGCCUCUUCUUGUGGCUUUAGAAACCAACCGAGGUUGUAAACUCGUCCAGAGGCUCAUUGACCACGGCGCCGAUAUCAAUCUGGGCCAUGUGCCAGCCUUAUUUGCUGCCAUAGAAAGUCGCAACUGUGAUGCUGUAGCCAUGAUCCUGAACGCUGGUGCGGAUGUCAAUGCGGUAUACUACCCAAAGAGACGAUAUGGGACAGGUCCCAAGGUAGAAACGCCCCUCCUAGCUGCCGCCUUGGAGCCAAGAGAAGUAGGAGAGACGAUUAUGACCCUCCUCCUGCAGCGGGGAGCAAAUCCGUUAUUGGAGCUUGAGGAGAGCAACAGCACAGUCCUCCAUCAGAUUGCCCACCACAAUGGCCGCAUUGGGCCCAUCUUAAAAUCUCGACCAGAUGUUCUCGAAGCCAUAGACCGCAACGGCCUUACCCCCUUACUGAGUGUCUGCUCCUCCAUCGACGGAUACUAUACAGGCGAAGAGUCGACAUCAAUUGAACUGAUAGAUGCCGGCGCAAAUAUCCACAUCACAGACAAGGAUGGCUCAACCCCUCUCCACCUUGCCACCCGCUCAGGCAAAUGCAAAACCGUCGCCAUGUUAUUAGAAAAAGGUGCACCCUAUUCUACAACCGACAACGCCGGCCUGUCCCCUCUUUACUACGCACUCAGUUACUCGAAUAUCAACGAAAGACUUGAAAUGACCAACGCAUUGCUUGCUGCUGGUGUAAACCCCCUCAUAACAGGCCCGAACGGCGAAACAGCACUACACAUUCUCGCCCCACUAUUAGUCUAUUAUAGCUCUCCUGACCACAGCCACCGACCAGAAAAGGAGAUUUACCACCAAGCUGAGCUGAAAGACCUCUACGUUCGCUUCGUAGAAUCCGGCUGCGAUGUCAAUGCCCGGGACGCCCAGGGAGACACUCCAUUAUUCCCGUUUGUCCGGACAAUCAAGGAGCGAGACGAAUACGGUAUCGGCUCACCACCUGCAGAAGAGGAUGUCCGCCAGAUGUUCCAAGUUCAUGAUAUAUUUGCGGUUAAUGACAAUGGGGAUACCUUGCUACAUGCCAUUGCCGGGCGGGAAGACACUCGUGAGAGUGAGAGUGAGCCCGAUGGCGUGUGGUUGUUCGAGGAAUUGAUGGCGCGUGACUUGGAUGCUAGGAAGGAGAAUAAGCAAGGCCUGACAGCUUUGGAUGUUGCUGCAGCUCGUGGGAUGCAGGGGAUUAUGAGGUUGUUUGAGAAGGAGGAGUAG